Hypoxylon fragiforme is the source of this 2777-nucleotide messenger RNA. RefSeq lists its product as uncharacterized. NCBI's taxonomy places the organism in Eukaryota, Fungi, Ascomycota, Sordariomycetes, Xylariales, Hypoxylaceae. The transcript is spliced from 5 exons. The record is from RefSeq and is a predicted model, not a curated record. The coding region runs from base 708 to 2429 and encodes 573 amino acids.
AGUUAUUGAUUUUUUCGAUACCUUCCUGUCGACACCUAGGUAGGUAUUAAUAAGAAGAGAGUAACACCGUGACAUACCUCUAAGUAUUAUCAGCACAUUCUUCAACUCUUCCCUCGACCGAUAUUAUAUCGGUGCUCUAUAGUGUAGUCUACGAAGAAACUAUUGGGUUCCAAAUUUUGAGCGGAAAUGUAACUGCCGAUUCGAGGGUCUGCGGCCUGGACCGCGUAUCUGAGUUUACGUAGUAAGGGACUCAGGGUCCCAGUCAGAUGGUGAAGCUAGACGCCUCCUUUUGCCCCCCGGAUACCCUGAUCAGGAGCUAGAGCGGAGGCGGGAUAAGACACUGGUACCUGUAUUCUGCGCAGGGACCAGUCAAUACAUUGUCUCGGUCUUUUUUUCUUUUCUUUUCUUUUUGUGAUAUCAAAAGAAUAUGGACACCAUCGAUAGUCCAGUGAUCGACGAGAACUUACACCAACAUAGGCACAAUUGGACACUGAUGCGCAUUUAGCGGGUUAAAUGAAGGUCGGCUCUUGUGCCCUUGGCAUUCUUCAUGCCUCAAUGUAUCGUUUCGCAGGCCUACUGGGCCCUCAAUCAAAUACCUUCGAGAGCCAUGGGUUGUCAAACGAGUUUUGAUUCCUGGGGUUCCCGGGAUUUUCAUUUGAAGUUGGUCAAAGUGAGAGUCACCUCACGCUCUUACAGGUUUCAGUAUCAUGGCAGAACCAACUCUACCUGCCCUGUAUUCGCUCCCGCAGAGCCCGCCUAACUUCGACAAGGUGGGUACUUUCUAUAUUGCCUUCUGCGCAACAUGGACGUUUCUCCUGCUCUCUGGGAUGGUGUUCCUGGUGAUCAACCGCAGGAACCCCAUUCUCAAAAUCCGCGGAAUAGGCUUGUCGCUCACUGCCAUCCUCUUCCUCCACGCGUACUGGAUCCUCGCCCAGAUCACCUAUCCCAUCGGACUGACCCUCCCAGUCCUCGCCGCAUACGAUGUCCAGUACUUCUUCAUGGGCAUCUGGUUCCCGCUGGGCGUCGCCGUGUUCCACGCCUCGAACACGCGCUUCCUAUACGUCGCCAAAAUGCAGAAGCAGUAUACCAAAUCCAAUGGCCUUCGGAAGAAGAAGUCGGGGUGCAAUGGAGCUGAUAGCUCUUGGCUAUGCAGGCUGAGGAAUAUGGAUUACACGAAGAGAAUCUUGGUUUAUAUAGGACUGGGCAUAAUUCUUCAGGUUCUUCUGACUGUCGGCAUGUGGCUUGCUUGUAGCAAGUACCACCCCUCGUUUGGUCUUCCAGGCACAGGGCUCACUUCGAGCACGAUUGCCGAGCAAAUGAUAGAGCUGAGUCGCGGAUGGGAAUGGUGGCCCUCGGCGCUGUGGCAGGUGAUAUGGACUUGGAUAAUAGCGCCCAUCAUGAUCUAUAAAGCAUGGGGUAUUCGUGACACGCUUGGAUGGCGUGUUCAAACAAUUGGGUGUUGUCUAUCGAAUCUUCAUGCGACACCAAUGUGGUUGAUUUCCAUGUACGUGCCGGCAUUUACGCCGGUCAAUGUAUACUUCUCACCAAGUGAAUGGAUCCACCUCUCCGUUAUGAUGUUCGAAGUCUUCACAGUGUUUGUCCCUUGCUGGCUGGUCGUGAGACAUCACAUCAUGCGUAAACGAGCGGCCGAUUCCAACGCUAAAUGGGAGUCUGCCUCACAGUCAACGCUGAGAGCUUCGGGCUCUUUGGAAUGGAAAUCUGCCUCCGCAGUCGAAAAGGGGCUGACGAUUGAUGUCCUGCACAAGGAACUCGGCGAUCGCCUUUUCACUAUGAGUGCGCUCGACCACGUCUUGAACGAGAACCCAAGACCGCUCCAGGACUUCUCCGCCUUGAGAGAUUUCUCGGGCGAGAACAUUGCCUUCCUCACGAAUGUCACUGCCUGGAAGUCGGCGUGGCCGCUAGGUGCUACGGAGGACCAGAUCCGCGACGCCUUCACGCGGGCGUUGGUGAUCUACACCGACUUCAUCAGUCCUCGCGAUGCCGAGUUCCCCAUUAACGUGGCAUCGAAAGACCUCAAGUACCUGGAGGAUAUUUUCGAACGACCGGCACGAAUAGUAUGCGGCGAGGCGCGUGUAGAUUCUGCCACGCCAUUUGCGGUCGACAAGCAACCCCGCAAUGGUGGUGUGGAUAGUGAUGGUACCUCCUCGGACGACAGCUGGAUUGAGCUUGGCGAGAUGGCGGGAAGGAUACAGUAUGCGGGAGAGAUAUCAAGCGCGUUCGAUGUCUCCGUGUUCGACCGCGCGCAGGCGCACAUCAAGUAUCUUGUCCUGACAAACACAUGGCCCAAGUUCGUUACCGAGAUCCAGCAACAGCGGCGCUCGGAAGAGUCCGAGCGGAGUGGCAAUACCGGGCGGUCGGGCUCCACAAUCGGGGGCCGAGUUACAAAAGCGAUACAGUCUUUGUUUUGAUGGGUUAUAAGAUGUGAUUGUUGUGGUGGUGGGCUGGUUUCCUUUUGUUUACGUAUACCCAGAAGCAUCAGCGUGUGAGGUGGAAAGAAGAAGCAUCAUGGUUGGUUGGGUAAAAGAUUGUACGAUGGAAAAUGCGCAAGCAUCAUGGAUUAUUUGCUAAAUCUUUGGGGAGUAAUUGGCGUUUAGUCAGCGAAUGAUACUUGAAGUCGGUCUUUACAUGUCGACUGUUCAAUAGUGACAGUCGGUGGCAGGUGGCGACAGCAUGCCGUGGAUGUACCGACAUCAGACCAAAUCAAAUUGCUUGAUUCUCAUUAAGUCUUAGCUAGCAUGAACUAGAUCUUGAUCGUA